This is a messenger RNA of Ilyonectria robusta, 4203 nucleotides long. RefSeq names its product putative chromosome segregation protein SudA. The record is from RefSeq and is a predicted model, not a curated record. Lineage: Eukaryota; Fungi; Ascomycota; Sordariomycetes; Hypocreales; Nectriaceae. The coding region runs from base 201 to 3800 and encodes 1199 amino acids. The transcript has 4 exons. Gene Ontology annotation, cellular component: chromosome. Gene Ontology annotation, molecular function: double-stranded DNA binding; cohesin loader activity; ATP binding. Gene Ontology annotation, biological process: mitotic sister chromatid cohesion.
CACAAGGCACCAAUCCACGUCGCAACCACCGUUACGCGAAAGCCCACUCUUGAUCGCGGCUCUUGAGGCCGACGCGUCGAGUCGCAUCAGUUCGCAUCCCAAGCGCCAAAAAUCACAGCCAGCGCCGGGACUGUGCCGUGUCUCGCAGACAAGCUCCUUAACCCUCACAUGUUGCGCAACAAGCGCCGGCGCAGCUCAUCAUGUAUAUCAAGCAGAUCAUCAUCCAGGGCUUCAAGAGCUACAAGGAACAGACCGUCAUUGAGCCCUUCUCUUCCAAGACCAAUGUCAUCGUCGGCCGCAAUGGCUCCGGAAAGAGCAACUUCUUUGCGGCCAUCCGCUUCGUCCUCAGCGAUGCCUAUACCCAGAUGAGUCGCGAGGAGCGGCAGGGUCUUCUCCACGAGGGCUCGGGCUCCGCCGUCAUGUCCGCCUACGUCGAGAUCAUCUUCGACAACAGCGAUGACCGAUUCCUAACUGGAAACAAGGAGCUCGUCUUGCGCCGCACCAUUGGACUCAAGAAGGACGAGUAUUCCGUCGAUCGCAAAGUCGUCACAAAGGCCGAUGUGAUGAACCUCCUCGAAGCUGCGGGCUUCUCGCGAUCAAACCCCUACUACAUUGUGCCCCAGGGCCGAGUCACUGCCCUCACCAACAUGAAGGAGUCUGACAGAUUGAACCUGCUGAAGGAGGUCGCUGGAACCCAGGUCUACGAACAGCGUCGUGCCGAGUCGCUCAAAAUCAUGAACGAGACGAACAACAAGCGAGAAAAGAUCGACGAGCUCCUGGAGUACAUCAAGGAAAGACUGAGCGAGCUGGAGGAGGAGAAGGAGGAGCUGCGAGGUUUCCAAGACAAAGAUCGGGAAAGGCGAUGCCUCGAGUACGCCUAUCACCACCGGGAACAGGUCACUAUUCAGUCAGCGCUCGAAGAUCUCGACAACGCUCGACAGGACGGCCUCGACACAUCCGACACCAGCCGACAGGAGUUUCUGGAUGGAGAAAAAGCCAUUUCGAGACUCGAUGCCGAGAUCCACAAGCUCCAGAGGGAGAUGGAGCUGCUGCAAAUCGACCGAAGACAACUGGAAGAAGACCGUCGCGAUGGUGCAAAGGGCUUGGCCAAGGUGGAGAUGAAGGCAAAGAACUUGAAGGAGGGACAGUCCGCUCAAGAACAGGCCCGAGCACAGCACGCUGCUGGCCUGGAGUCCGUACAGGCCGAGAUCGCCGCCAAAGAGAAUGAGCUCUCCUCCAUUCUGCCGCAAUACAACCAGAGAAAGACGUCAGAGGACGAAAUCAGGCGGCAGCUGGACACUGUCGAGGCGACGAGGGCACGUCUCUUCGCCAAACAGAGCCGCGGUUCGAGGUUCAAAAACAAGACUGAACGAGACGCAUGGUUACGACAGGAGAUUAAUGAGCUGGAAUUGACCCUCAGUACCCAGAGGGCUAACAAGGUCGAUGCUGACGAGGAGGUGGCGAGGGUCCUGCAAUCCAUUGGCCAAACCGAGCAGGAAGUAACCGAUCUGCGAUCACGUUUGGCUGGCUGGAGCGGCCAGAGAGCAGUUCUUGCGGACGAAGCAACCAAGGCGCGCGAUACUCUCGACAGACUCAACGACGAGCGAAAGGUGGUCCGACGCGAGGAUGACAAGUUGAGCUCGGUCAUUUCCAAUGCUCGCCAAGAGAGAGACAAUGCGGAACGCGAACUAUCCCACACAAUGGAUGGAGCCACUGCCCGUGGUUUGGCCACAAUUCGACGCUUGAAGCAAGACCGCGAUAUUCCAGGGGCCUAUGGCACGCUAGCUGAGCUCCUCGAAGUCAGCGAUGCCUACCGACUUCCCGUUGAGCAGAUCGCUGGUGCGAGCCUCUUUCAUUAUGUUGUCGACAAUGCAGAAACCGCCACCUUCCUCGCCGACGCCCUGUUCAAGCAGCGUGGAGGCAGAGUGACAUUCAUGCCGCUCGCCCAGCUACGUCCCCGAAAGAUGAAUCUGCCGAGGUCAAAUGAUGCCGUGCCCCUUUUGAGCAAGAUCUCCUACGACUCCAAGUUUGAGAAGGCCUUCCUGCAGGUGUUCGGCAAGGUGGUUGUAUGCCCCAACUUGACUGUGGCUGGUCAAUACGCCAGGAGUCACGGUGUGGAUGGUAUCACGGCGGAGGGUGAUACCACAAACAAGAGAGGUGCAAUGACCGGUGGAUACAUCGACCCUCGCAAGUCGCGCCUUGAAGCCGUCCAAGCGGUCAACAAGUGGCGUGAGGAGUACGAGGAGCUCAUUUCUCAGUCGCGCGAGAUCCGCAGACAGGUAGAGCUGAAGGAUCAAGAGAUCACUGCUGCCAUGUCCGAAGUUCAGAAGUUUGAGCAAAGACUGCGCCAGGCUGAUGACGGCUUCGAGCCAUUGAAGCAUGAACUAAGGAAUAAGUCGGCACACCUCGAGAAUGAGCGAACCCAUUUCGACUCCGCAAUCAAGCGCCGAGACGCUGUUGAGAAGAACAUGAAUGGAUUCAUGGAGGAAGUCGCCGCUCAUGAGGCUGAGGUCGGUACGGACUUCAAGAAGAGUCUGACAUCCCUCGAGGAGAGACAGCUAGAGGAACUUAGUGGCAAUGCGCAAGAGCUGCAGAAGCAGUGGAACGACAUUAGCAAAUCUCGCCGAGACCUGGAGCGACGGAAACAGCUCCUUGAAGUUGACCUUCGACAAAACUUGCAGAUGAAGUUGGACCAGCUCAACAGCCAGGCGUUUGAGAAUUCCGCCUCGAACUCUUCCGCAGGCGGCCUGAAGGAGACACAGAGAGAGUUGAAGAAGGCGCAAAGUGUGCUCAAGACAGUCGAGGCUAACCUCCAUGAGACUGAAGCUAAGAUGGACGAUGUGCUACUUCGCUUGGAGCAGAUGGGUACAGAGAAGAGCGAGCGAGAGCAGACACAGCAAGAGCUCUCGGUUAGAAUCGAAAAGCAGCAGAAAAGGAUGGACAAGAGCCUCCGAAGGAAGGCUCUUCUGACGACGCAAGCGGCAGAGUGCGCCAAGAACAUCCGAGACCUAGGUGUUCUUCCCGAAGAGGCUUUCGACAAGUACGAAAACAUGGAAGCCAAGCCAAUUACUUCAAAGCUGAAGCGAGUCAACGAGGCCUUGAAGAAGUACAAGCAUGUAAACAAGAAGGCGUUCGAGCAGUACAACAACUUUACUACUCAGCAAGAUCAUCUGAUGAAGCGGCGCAAAGAGCUCGAUGCGUCUCAAAGCUCCAUCGAAGAGCUCGUCGAGCAUCUGGACCGUCGCAAGGACGAGGCGAUCGAGCGCACCUUCAAGCAGGUGUCGAAAGAGUUCGCGACCAUCUUUGGAAAACUGGUCCCGGCCGGCCAUGGGCGCUUGGUUAUUCAGCGAAGGACUGAUCGUCGACAAGAGCCGGAAGAGUCUGACGAGGAAGCCCGUGGAAGCGUUGAGAACUACAUCGGCGUGGGGAUCAGCGUUUCUUUCAACUCCAAGCACCUGGACGAACAGCAAAAGAUCCAGCAGCUCAGUGGUGGUCAAAAGAGUUUGUGCGCUCUGUGCCUGAUUUUCGCACUCCAGCAGACUGAGAGCAGUCCCAUGGUCAUCUUCGACGAGGUGGAUGCCAACUUGGAUGCCCAGUACCGAACAGCCGUCGCAGCCCUCCUGGAUUCCAUAUCCAACGAGAUCGGAACGCAAUUCAUCUGCACCACUUUCCGACCGGAGAUCGUCCACGUUGCGGACAAGUGCUACGGUGUAACGUUCCACAACAAGACCAGUUCGAUCAACUGUGUCAGCACCGAGGACGCGCUUAACUUUGUCGAAGGCCAAGCAAAGCCGGCUUAACCCCUGCCGCGAGCGUUGACCGGUAUGGGAUGUAAUCUGGGUUGUAGCUAGCACUACGGACGGAGAACUGGCGUUGGGGUUGCGACGAUUUAUGCGGUAACGAAUGUAUUUCUGGGUGCUAUCUUGUUCUGGUAGACGUAGGAUGGAGAUGACAUUGCUCCGCGCCGCGUCGUGCUGCGAUGAAUACCUAUUUGUAUCAACAGGCCAGCAGUUAUCAUGGUGUUGAAAAUUGCAACUCGUGCAUGGGGUUUACAAUCUAUUGUCCGGCGUGGUGUUUCUCGUGAACGGGAGAAAAGUACGAAAGUGACCAUCAUCAUAUUACCUGCCUAACUAAGUCCAAUGGAGCAUGUUAAGACUGCUAUCCACAUCGAGGGCAUUGGUGCCCCUGGAUAGGAAAGUCCAC